Molecule: messenger RNA, 3063 nt
Organism: Scomber japonicus (chub mackerel)
Lineage: Eukaryota; Metazoa; Chordata; Actinopteri; Scombriformes; Scombridae
Gene: grid2
Product: glutamate receptor, ionotropic, delta 2
Exons: 16
Coding region: 1-3063 (1020 amino acids)
Biological process (GO): modulation of chemical synaptic transmission; synaptic transmission, glutamatergic; monoatomic ion transport
Cellular component (GO): postsynaptic membrane; plasma membrane
Molecular function (GO): transmitter-gated monoatomic ion channel activity involved in regulation of postsynaptic membrane potential; glutamate-gated receptor activity
Source: RefSeq, a predicted model, not a curated record
AUGAAAGUUAUUUCGGCUAUGUUGCUCAUUGCCAUUUUUUGGAGCCAGGAGUGGAAGUCGACGCUCUCUGAUUCAAUCAUCCACAUCGGCGCCAUCUUUGACGAGUCAGCACGGAAAGAUGAUGAGGUGUUUCGCCUUGCAGUUGCAGAUCUCAACUUGAACAAUGAGAUCUUGGAGACAGAGAAGAUCACCAUCUCUGUAGAGUUCGUUGAUGGGAACAAUCCCUUCCAAGCUGUGCAAGAAGCAUGUGAGCUGAUGAAUCGUGGUAUUCUGGCUCUGGUCAGUUCAAUUGGCUGCAUGUCGGCAGGCAGCCUUCAGACUCUGUCCGAUGCCAUGCACAUCCCCCAUCUCUUUAUCCAGCGUUCCCCAGCGGGAUCACCUCGUUCAGCCUGCCCGCCCACCAGUCGCAUCCCUGGAACAGAUGACUACACCCUAAUGGUCCGCCCACCUGUCUAUCUCAAUGAGGUCAUCAUGCAAGUGGUGUCUGAGUACAGCUGGCAAAAGUUCAUCCUCUUCUAUGAUUCAGAUUUUGAUAUUCGUGGUAUUGAGGAUUUCCUGGAUCGGACAUCUCAGCAGGGAAUGGAUGUGUCCCUUCAGAAGGUGGAAUCUAACAUCAACAUGAUGAUCACUAGUCUGUUCAGAACUAUGCGAGUGGAGGAACUGCAUCGCUACAGGGAUACACUACGCAGAGCAGUACUGUUCAUGAGCCCAGCUACUGCCAAGGCAUUUAUCACUGAGGUGGUGGAGACCAACUUGGUGGCCUUUGAUUGUCACUGGAUCCUGAUCAAUGAGGAGAUCUCAGACUAUGACCUGCAGGAGUUGGUCAUGAAGUCAAUUGGUCGGCUGACGUUGGUGCGCCAGACAUUCCCUAUGCCCCAGAAUACCUCUCAGCGCUGUGUCAAACACAACCACAGGAUUAACACAUCCCUCUGUGACCCUAAGAACCCCAAGGCUCAGCAGCUAGAGAUCACAAACCGCUACAUUUAUGAUACUGUUUUACUGCUGGCCAAUACGUUCCACAGAAAAUUGGAGGACAGAAAGUGGCACAGCAUGGCUAGCCUGAGCUGCAUCAGGAAAAACUCCAAACCGUGGCAGGGAGGCAAGAGCAUGCUGGAUACUGUAAAAAAGUUCGGAGUGAGCGGCCUCACCAGUUUCCUGGAGUUCACAGACAACGGCACUAACCCCAACAUCUUCUUUGAAAUCCUGGGAACAAAUUAUGGAGAAGACAGGGGACGAGGAGUCAGUAGGCUGGCAACGUGGGACCCAGUUCAUGGGUUGAACGGCACGCUGACAGAUAGGAAAUUGGAAAACAACAUGAGAGGAGUGGUGCUACGAGUCGUCACUGUUUUGGAGGAGCCAUUUGUAAUGGUGUCUGAGAAUGUUCUAGGAAAACCGAAGAAGUACCAGGGCUUUUCCAUUGAUGUCCUGGAUGCUCUGUCCAACUACUUGGGCUUCAAGUAUGAGAUCUAUGUCGCUCCAGACCACAAAUAUGGCAGCCUGCAGCCUGACGGUCAGUGGAAUGGAUUGAUGGGUGAAUUAGUCUUUAAGCGAGCCGAUGUGGGACUUUCUGCCCUGACCAUCACACCUGAGCGGGAGAGCGUUGUGGACUUCACCACACGCUACAUGGAUUAUUCUGUGGGUGUUCUGCUGCGUAAGGCUGAACGCACUGUGGACAUGUUUGCCUGUCUGGCGCCCUUCGACCUGUCACUGUGGGCGUGCAUUGCUGGCACCGUGCUCCUUGUUGGCAUUCUGGUGUACCUGCUCAACUGGCUCAACCCACCCAGGCUACCUAUGGGAUCAGUGUCCUCGACAACACUGUACAAUUCCAUGUGGUUUGUGUAUGGCUCCUUUGUACAACAAGGUGGAGAGGUGCCCUACACCACUCUGGCAACAAGGAUGAUGAUGGGUGUUUGGUGGAUGUUUGCUCUUAUUGUCAUCUCCUCAUAUACUGCCAAUCUAGCAGCCUUUCUUACCAUCACACGCAUAGAGAACUCUAUACAGUCUCUUCAGGACUUGUCCAAGCAGACAGAGUUGCCUUACGGUACGGUGCUGGACUCUGCAGUAUAUGAUCAGGUGCGCGCCAAGGCUAUGAACCCCUUCGAGAGAGAUCCUAUGUACUCCCAGAUGUGGCGGAUGAUUAACCGCACUGGAGGUGCUGAUAACAAUGUUGAGGAGUCAAAGGAAGGAAUUCGAAAGGUGAAGUAUGGUCGGUUUGGCUUUGUGUGGGAUGCAGCGGUCCUGGAGUAUGUUGCUAAUAAUGAUGAGGAUUGCUCCUUCUACACUGUCAGCAACAAUGCACCAGACCGUGGUUAUGGUAUCGCCAUGCAGCACGGCAGCCCUUACAGGGACAUUUUCUCUCAAAGAAUCUUGGAGCUUCAGCAGAAUGGUGACAUGGAUAUACUAAAACUCAAGUGGUGGCCAAAGGACAGCCCCUGUGACCUUUUCAGCUCAGUCCAGUCACGACAGCGUGGCAACGCCCUGGAUAUCCACAGCUUUGCUGGCGUCUUCUGUGUCCUGGCAGCCGGCGUGGUGCUCUCCUGUCUCAUUGCCAUGGUGGAAAGCUGGUGGUCACGGAGAAAGGGAUCCAGAGUCCCUUCCAAGGAGGACGAUAAGGAGAUCGACCUGGAGCACCUACACCGCAGGGUUAACAGCUUGUGCACCGAGGAUGAAAGCCCCCACAAGCAAUUCUCCACCUCUUCCGUCGAUUUAACACCCCUUGACAUGGAUGCGCUGCCUGCCGCACGCCAGGCACUCGAGCAGAUCAGCGAUUUCCGCAACACCCACAUUACCACCACCACCUUCAUCCCCGAGCAGAUCCAGACCCUCAGCCGCAGCCUCUCUGCCAAAGCCGCUGCUGGAUUUUCCGCUGGUUUCGGUAGCAGUGGCGGGGGCGGCCUCCAGGACCACCGGACUGGCGGGGUGGGCCCUUUCAGGCAGAGGGCCCCCAAUGGUGGCUUCUUCCGCAGCCCCAUUAAAACAAUGUCCUCUAUCCCCUACCAGCCCACAGGUCCUGGACCCAACUUUGGAUAUGGCAAUGACCCAGACAGGGGCACCUCCAUAUGA